Molecule: messenger RNA, 1643 nt
Organism: Phlebotomus papatasi
Lineage: Eukaryota; Metazoa; Arthropoda; Insecta; Diptera; Psychodidae
Gene: msl-3
Product: protein male-specific lethal-3
Exons: 3
Coding region: 229-1587 (452 amino acids)
Biological process (GO): regulation of DNA-templated transcription; chromatin organization
Cellular component (GO): NuA4 histone acetyltransferase complex; nucleus; MSL complex
Source: RefSeq, a predicted model, not a curated record
AAAUGUCAAGUGAAGAAAUUUCCCAAAACAAACACGCCGCAUUUUCAGGUGCGUGGAGUGAGUGCGCCUCUAUUUUACUGCAAAAAUUGGGCAGUUUUGCAGGAAAUACCUUUUAAAUUUGCGUGGAUUUGCCUAAAAAGUGUAUUUUUGAGUAUUUUUGUGCAAAAGUUCAAGUGAAAAAGUUAAACUAUUGGUGACAAUUGCAAGGGUGUUUCUGGCAAGGGAGGAAUGGUGUCGACGAGAGGCAUAAAAUACGCUUUUUCUGAGGGAGAGAGAGUCCUCUGCUACGAGCCAGAUCCAACAAAAGCCAAAGUCCUCUACGACAGCAAAGUUCUUGAGAUCUUCGAUAGCAGAGAUCGCAGAGGAAAGCGCGUUGUCGAGUACUUGAUUCACUUCCAAGGCUGGAACAGUAGCUGGGACAGGAAAGUGAACGAGUCCUUUGUGCUGAAGGACAAUAUUGUCAAUCGUCAGCUGCAGAAGGAUUUGGCUGAGAAAUCUCAGCUUUGCUUGGGUGCCUAUUUGUACCGCAAGGACAGGAAGAAGAGCAAAAGUAGUGGAGGCAUUGAGGCAUCCACAGAACCCGUCACAUUGUCACUUCCGGUUGCUGGCAAGGUGGAAAAUGAGCUGCAGAUGCAGGACAAUGAUACAGAGUCCUACAGCAGCUCGGCUGAAAGUGGAAGUGGUCAGGUGGAAAAUGAAAAGGUAAUCAUACAAGUUAGUAAGACACUGAAGCAACUUCUGGAAUUUGAUCAUCGUAUGAUAACGCAAGAGAGCAGACUUUCGGUACUGCCGGCCCCUCUGCCCAUUGUCACGAUUCUUGAGAAGUUUGUAAAACAAUGUUCGGUGAAGAUGAUUUGCAAUCACAUUCGUCAGGAUCAGCGAAAGAGGCGAAAUAGUGCUACAAGAACUGAUUCUCCUCUAGACACUGAAAAACUCACUAAUAGGUUGAAUUUGUACAAGGAAGUGGCAGAUGGACUGAGAAUUUACUUUGAUUUUACACUGAAGGAUCAUUUGCUGUACCAACAAGAGCGACAACAGGCUGAAAGUGUUUUGGAUGAGGAAAAUCUCAAGUCUUUUACGUACAUUCCUUCGGAGAAAUCCUUCACAGAUAUCAUUUUUCCCAGUGUUUCGGAAAAAUCCACUCCAAAUAGUUCCACAGAUGUUACUGAUGAUACAGCUAGGAGGAGAUUGAGGUCUUACAAAUUGGAAACAGGAGCAGAAGGGGAAUCCGAAGGCGCUAUGCCUUUUGCUGCGGCUAUUGCUGAAAUUCUUCGCAGUGUUCAGCCAUUUAAUGCUUCAGUGCCGUUUCGACUGAAAAUACUUCUUCAGAAUACACUGGCUUGGCAUCUUCUACCAUCAAAUGCUCCACCAGAGCCGUCUAUGAUCUACGGAGCACCCCAUUUAGCACGAUUACUUAUAAAACUCCCGGAAUUCCUUACACAUUCUGUGGGGAAUAUGUCAGAGGAAAAAGUGAAGUACUUGAUGGAAUAUCUCGGUGAAUUCUUGGAAUUUCUGGAGGAGCAUGUGAAUUGGUUUGGAGAGGACAAUUACCAUUCAUCUCUUAUCAAAAUGGAAAUAGAAGAUUAAAGAUUAUUUUAUAUCCGGCUCAGAAGGACCAAAAAUAUAUUACAAUUUACAAUGCA